AUGGCGCAAAAUGAAGCAAAAACUUGGGUUGGGAGCAGCCUCUCUCAAAUUUGCAGUAACAAAGAAGUUUGGAGUUUCAAUGUUUGUCCUGUAACCGUUUCGAAGAAUCAUGCCGUACUAUUUAGACUUCCAGUGACCUUAAAAGAUGCUCCGGAGCCGUACAAAAACUCAGAACCUCAGUAUUGGGACAAUGACCAUGUUAGGAUGCCUUAUUCAGAGAAAAGUUUGUUUCCAGUUGAAGAAGGCGGCGCCGAAGUUAUUAAGUUACGUUGGAAUUUAAUUGAAGAAUCUCUUCUUCGACCUAUACAUAGUAGUCUAGAACUAGAAGCCGCCAUUCGCACAUACAAUUCAUCUCUACCUGAAUUUACAGCACUUCACAGUUACUUUGAACAGUUAGAAGAAGAAGAAAGUCAAGCAUUUUUCAAAGAGCUAUUGCCAAAAAUGAUAUCAUUAGCAUUAAAUUUACCACAAAUAUUACCAGGAAACUUACCCUUGUUGACACAAAAUCACAGUAGAUCUGUAAGUUUGUCCCAGUUACAAAUUGCUUCACUACUAGCAAAUGCUUUCUUUUGCACAUUUCCCUGGAGAAAGUCUACCGCAAAUACAUACCCAGGUGUUAAUUUCAUCACAUUAUUCAGAGCUGAUAGACGACCAAAGAGACUAUUUUGCAUUUAUGAAAAGUUUAAGUGUAUGUUUAAUUAUUUCCGAAUGGUAACUUCCUCAGUGCCAGUGGGGGUUGUGACGUUUGAAAGGAAGUAUGUUCCUAAAACUGAAAUACCCAGGUGGGAUUCCCUGGACAACAAUAUAGGCCAUAUAAAAGUCCACAUUGACAGUUCAGGUACUAUUGAAGAUAAUGGGUUAGGGUUUCUGCAGGUUGAUUUUGCCAAUAAGAAUGUAGGAGGAGGAGUUUUGGGAUAUGGCUGUGUUCAAGAAGAAAUCCGGUUUGUCAUUUGUCCAGAACUGAUUAUUUCAAGACUUUUUGUUGAACAACUAACUGAUCUUGAAGCUGUUGUGAUAACAGGUGUUCAAAGAUACAGCAACUAUUCAGGGUAUGGAGACAGCUUCACGUGGGAAGAGCCAUAUAAAGACCAAACACCCUAUGACGAAUAUGGAAGAAGAAGAACCAGUGUUUGUAUUAUAGAUGCUACCAAAUACAACAAAGUCUCCCAACAGUUUUAUCCUUCAGCGAUGCUAAGGGAAGUCAAUAAAGCAUAUGUAGGCUUUAGUUCCAAAGAUAAAACCAACUUGGCCCCAGUUGCAACUGGCAAUUGGGGAUGUGGUGCUUUUAAUGGUAGCUUGUAUGUUAAGAGUCUACUACAGUUGAUGGCCUGUAGUGCUGCAGGAAGGCAUUUAGUUUAUUACACAUUUGGAAACACUGAAUUUAGAGAUGAAUUUUACAAAAUGUACACAUUUUUAGCAACCAAUGAUGUAAAAAUUGAACAAUUGUGGAAGUUAAUAUGUGGUUUUGUUCUUGCGAAAAAAUCUGAAGAAUAUUUCUACUCAUACAUCCAACAGGCUUAUUUUGAUAGUAGAAGACAAACUUCAAUUAAAAAUUUUUUCAAACCAGAAGAUCCUGGACCAUCCACUUCAGCAAUUAAACCAAAAAAGAUCUCUUUUACCAAAGUUAAUCGCCAAAAUGAUAAAGAUUUGGAUCUUAUGCUAAGUAAUGCUGACAUCUUUGACAAAUUUUUCUCUGACAGCCCCCCAGAAGACGAAUCCAUAACAAAAAAGAAAAAGGUUACUAAUGGUUCAAAACUACCUCAACAGAAUGAUAAUAUUGGAGAUUUAAUAGAUGGUAUCGAUACCAGUAAUUUUUAUAAACAAAAUUCAAGAUUACCUAAACAGAAAUAUGUACAGGACAAUAUUGGGGAUCUUAUAGACAAUAUGGACAAUAGUCGGACCCGUAAAUACAAAGAACAACAAGAUAAUAAUUCAGAUUCUUUACUUAAUUUCGUAGAUACACUUCAUCGGAAAAAAACACAAAGCGAACCAAACAGGAUCGAGGAGAUGGAAAUAGAUACUGUUGAAGAUACUUCAGAGGUAGUUAUGGAAGCGAAAGUGAGAAAGAAAAUAACGGAAUAUUUUCAGAAGGUUCCAUAG
Molecule: messenger RNA, 2100 nt
Organism: Diabrotica balteata
Lineage: Eukaryota; Metazoa; Arthropoda; Insecta; Coleoptera; Chrysomelidae
Source: the annotation of a GenBank genome assembly